CUCUCCAUUCCAUUUCCAUCCCCUUUAGCCACUCUAAUUGAAGCAUACAUCCGUAUUAUCCAUUUCUAGAGAGAGGAGAGAGAAAAUGUUGGGAAUAUUCAGCAGCUCGAUCAUGUCGCCGCCGGACGAGCUGGUGGCAGCAGGGAGCCGGACGCCGUCGCCUAAAGUGACGGCGGACAAGCUGCUGGCGCGAUUCCUCGACGCCAAUUCUUCGGCGAUUUCCGUUAAGGUUGGCGAUGAUGCCCAGCUGGCAUACUCUCACCGCAAUCAGUCAGCUCAGCUGCCGAGAUCUUUUGCAGCGAAGGAUGAAAUAUUCUGCCUGUUCGAAGGAGCACUGGACAACUUGGGGAGCCUGAAGCAGCAAUACGGGCUUGCAAAAUCUGCAAAUGAGGUUCUUUUGAUGAUCGAGGCAUACAAGACGCUUCGUGACAGGGCACCUUAUCCUCCAAAUCAUGUUGUUGGACAUCUUGAAGGGAACUUUGCUUUCAUAGUGUUUGACAAGUCCACUUCGACUUUAUUUGUGGCCACGGACCCAAAUGCUAAGGUUCCUCUCUACUGGGGAAUCACUGCUGAUGGAUAUGUUGCAUUUGCUGAUGAUGCCGACUUGCUCAAGGGUGCUUGUGGGAAGUCACUUGCUUCUUUCCCACAAGGGUGCUUCUUCUCCACAGCAAUUGGUGAGCUUAGAAGCUACGAGAAUCCGAAAAAUAAGAUAACAGCUGUCCCUGCUCAGGAGGAAGAGAUCUGGGGAGCUAAAUUCAUGGUGGAAGGGCCAAGCAUUGUUGCUGCCACAAAAUAGACAAGGCUUUGAACUCUAUGAGUUGGCACUUGAGAUGAUAAGUGAAGAAAGGGAGAGAGUGAAAGAGAGAGCAGUGUAAAUAAAUGGAAGAGUUUGGUGUCAAGAAAGUAGGGGCAAUUUAGCUUUUACAUGGUAUUUCCAAACAAAAGUUGGUGUUAUUUCUAGGUCUUGUUUUUUUUUUCUUUCACAGUGCUAUGUCCAAUCCUUUGUGUAUUUUGUACAGUCUUGUCUUAGUUGUAUAAUAAUAUGGUUUGUGAGUGGCAA
Molecule: messenger RNA, 1060 nt
Organism: Salvia splendens (bonfire salvia)
Lineage: Eukaryota; Viridiplantae; Streptophyta; Magnoliopsida; Lamiales; Lamiaceae
Product: stem-specific protein TSJT1
Exons: 5
Coding region: 86-796 (236 amino acids)
Source: RefSeq, a predicted model, not a curated record